Molecule: messenger RNA, 632 nt
Organism: Amblyraja radiata (thorny skate)
Lineage: Eukaryota; Metazoa; Chordata; Chondrichthyes; Rajiformes; Rajidae
Product: zinc finger protein 773-like
Exons: 3
Coding region: 45-632 (195 amino acids)
Biological process (GO): regulation of transcription by RNA polymerase II
Molecular function (GO): RNA polymerase II cis-regulatory region sequence-specific DNA binding; DNA-binding transcription factor activity, RNA polymerase II-specific
Source: RefSeq, a predicted model, not a curated record
GGCCAGGGUGCUGGUGUGCGGGCUGAGCUUCGGUGGAGGACCACAUGACGGGGCACAACAAGGAGAAGCGUUAUGAGUGCGACGUGUGUGGCAAGGCCUGGAAGCACGCAUGCAAGCUGGAGACUCACCGGCGGGUGCACACGGGAGAACGCCCCUUCGACUGCUCCGACUGCGGCAAAGGCUUCAAAUUGUCCGCGCACCUGACGAUGCACAGACGCCUGCACACCGGGGAGCGGCCCUACACCUGCAGCGACUGCGGCAAGAGCUUCACCCGCUCCACCAGCCUGCAGAUGCACCAGCGCGCCCACACUGGAGAGCGCCCCUACACCUGCGCCCAGUGCGGCAAGGGGUACACCUACUCCGCCGGGAUGUUGGAGCACCAGCGCAUCCACACUGGUGAGCGCCCCUACACCUGCACUCAGUGCGGCAAGGGGUACAUCUACUCCGCCGGGAUGUUGGAGCACCAGCGCAUCCACACUGGUGAGCGCCCCUACACCUGCGCCGUGUGCGGCAAGGGCUUCACCCACUCCUUCACCCUGCUGUCCCACCAACGGUUGCACUCCGGCGACCGUCCCGUGGCCAGCGGUAGCCAGCCAUACGACUGCCCGUACUGCGGGCUUCACCCACCGUGA